Molecule: messenger RNA, 267 nt
Organism: Durio zibethinus
Lineage: Eukaryota; Viridiplantae; Streptophyta; Magnoliopsida; Malvales; Malvaceae
Source: RefSeq, a predicted model, not a curated record
AUGGGAAGGAUUCCAUUAUGCAGUGCAGAUGGUUUGAAGAGAGGAGCCUGGACAGCUGAAGAAGACCAGAAGCUGAUAGCUUACAUACAAAAACACGGUGAAGGAGGUUGGCGUUCCCUGCCCAAGAAAGCUGGUCUUCGAAGAUGUGGGAAGAGCUGUAGACUGAGAUGGGUAAAUUGUCUGAAACCUGGUGUUAAGAGAGGAGACUUCACCUCGGAUGAAGCUCAAACCAUCAUUGAACUUCAUGCUGCAUUAGGCAACAGGUGA